AUGAGUCAUAGUAAUAUACGGAACCAAAGAUCUCCGCACCCUUCAAACACUACAUCUCCCCUCCUUUCCGCUCUACAGAAUCCAAGCGAUCUACUAGGUCGCUCGAUCCCGUUCUCGUCGUUCCGUGUCGGUUCUUCUCCGUCUUCAGGAGCUCCGAAUAGUCUCGGGUCGCAAUCUGGUGGCGUAGGUCUUAGUGGAGGUCCCUCACCACCACCGAGUGCUCCAGCAUCGUAUUCGUCUGGGGGAGGAGGAGGAGGAGGCUUCAGUUCAUCGCGGCAGGUUAGGGGUUAUCCAGGGUUCGAGGAACAGUACUAUGGUACCGCGGGCACAAACAACAACAACUUCUACGCUCCUACUCAACGCUCGGCGGGCGUACCAUUGAAUGGAGUCACCCAUUUGCAGGCCGGAGAGGGCGACUACGCAUGCGAACUUGCUACAGUAGAUGAACUUGGAUUGUCGGGCGGCAACCCUCGGUUUGCCGGCGGAAGCGGUGGAAGUGGUGGAGGCGGCGACAAUGUAGUCUGUCUCGGCUGGGAUGGGGGUGUAGAUAUCUGGCGGAUCGGACGGGGCGCGGUCGAGCAGGUCGGGAGACUCGAGGGCCUGCGAGGCAGCGUCAAGAGUGCAAAGAUCCUUCCGAAUCCGCCGUUCAACGACCCGCUGGCUGCUCACAGGCCCCUGAUCUGCUUGACCGUCCACUCGCCAAUCAUACAGGGACCAGGUAGCGACGCCGAUCACGAGACGGCGGCGGCAGCACCACUCUCUGAGUCACCGUAUUCUUCCUCCCCUCCAUCUCGGCCGGAAACUUCCAACUCUCAUCGGAGCUCGCAGGACGGCGAUACGGUGACGGACUGGCAGACUACCGUCGAGGUCUGGAGUUUGACCACGAGGACAAGACUGUGUAAGCUCCUCACCAGUCCGCCCAUUCCCACUGCCGAUCUGGGAUUCGGCAAUUUCGCACCGCCUCUGGUCUGGGGAAACCUCCGCGUGCAAGUCACCGGAGAUAAGAUCGUUGUGGGAGUCGGCUCCAGCGGUGAGGUUUACGUGUUUAGCUUAGAAGCCAGUCCGAGCGGCGGAAGCGGCGGAAGCGGCGGUGCAAAGAGGGGAGGGAGCCCGAACCAGGAAAAGGCGGAGUGGAAGUGCUCGGAUAAGGUGUGGACUUCGGUCCAAUUCCCUCACGGACAGAACGCGUCGACGGACGGCAUUAUGGGCCUGGGAUUGGGCUUUCCGUCCAUUGGAACACCGGUGUUUUCCUUGUCUGGCCGAUGGCUCGCAUACUGCCCCGCUUCCACGGGAACUCUCACUGCGGGCGGGCAAGUUGGCGUUCCGAUCACCUCCCACGCCGUGAUGGCACCGGCACCUCCAUCCCAGCCUCCCAUCUCCGCUGCCUGCUCACUCGAGGACGAGGCAUUCCUAAACAGGAUGGCCCGAGAAGUAACGCAGGAGGUGAUCCGAGGCGCGAAAUGGGCCGCCGACGCUGGUUUCAAAAAGUUCCAGAGCUACAUGAACGGCGGUGCAGUGGGCGGAAACUCGCCGCCGUUGCCACACCAGAUGCCCAGUGGAAUGGGCGUGCCACAGCCGAAUGGUAUGCAGAUUGCACAGAUUGGAAAUCCCCAGCAACCCAGUGGACUGGGACAGCAGCUCCGACAGCUACAGCAGAUGGGCGGAUCACCACAGCAGCAGUUUCAACAACAGCAGCAGUUCCAGCAGCAGCCGGUACAGGUGCAAUAUGUGCAUGAACCGCGGUUGGUUAGCAUCGUCGAUCUUCACAAAAAUUCCAAGCAGGAGAAUGGACUUCCCCUGGCUACGUUCUUGCCGCCAGCUGGUGUCAGUUUUUUGAGUUUUUCACCCGGAGGGCUGUCGUUGCUCACUGCUAGCUCGAAGGGCGAUAUCCUGUUCGUUUGGGACAUGCUGAAGGUUGUGCAUCACCCACCCGGAUCUCUCAACCAUCAACGCUCUGCCUCAAUGCCGGGAACUUUGGAUACGAGUGGAGGAGCAUCUGGUCCCGAUACCCAGGGACGACAUGUCAGGCAGAUUGCUCGCUUCACUCGUAUGACUGUCGCUACGAUCGUGGAUGUCGAUUGGUCUUCGCCUCGAGGAGAGAAGAUUGCGGUGAUCACUGAGAAGGGAACAGCACAUUUCUACGAUUUGCCUUAUGCCGCGCUUCAGUGGCCGCCUCCGCGCCGACCUCCCCCGUCGUCUACAGCUGCGAACAGUCAGACUACCGCUGCUGGGGCCGUCGUGUCGAAUGCGGUCGAUCUGUUUAACAGUUCCACUCGUCCACUCUUGACCGCCGCCCGACGAAGGAGGAGCAGGAGUUCUUCCGUUGGCUCACCGGGCGGCAUGUUCGGCUCACCAUCCGUCGGCCGUCGAACUUCCGGUGCACCAGGCACUUCUCCCAACGACCCACCGGCUGGCGGUAAUAAGAUACCUCUUCCGCCGUCGGCAUCCGGCGUAUCACCUGGCUGCGUCAAAUUCCUGACGGCCAAGGAGCGCGGCUACGUGGCGGUUAUCGGCGGUGGCCUGCUCCGCAUCUACGAGCUCCGCCCCGGCGGCUCGGGCAAGAAAGGCUCCAAAAUUGGUGGGGUAGCAUCCGGCAACUGGUGGGAAUACGAUCUACCCAACGUCCCAGCCACAUCCGAGCAUACUUUUGCCGAACCAUCCGACGGCAAGGCAGGCGGAUAUUGGGCGUUCCGCUCGCACUGGGGCCGCGGUACGGAUGAAGAAAACAACAAUGCUGAAGGAUUCUGGAAGACGCCACUGGCCUGGGCCGAGAUCGAGACGAACAGCGCGUUUAUCCCCUGGCAUCAAGAGCGCCGCGUAAAGAUGUUUGUCUACGAUCCCCCCACAUAUCAGAAACAGAUCCGUCCACCGGGGAUAAAGUUCCUCCCUUCGGCAACGCAGCCAUCAUCAAUGCUGUCCGUCACCCCACCCAACUGGGAAACCGACACCACCACGAAGCGUGGGAAGAAGGGCAAGAAAGGAUCGAAAAAGACACCUUCUCCCGAUCCCUCCCUCGAGCCCUCCGAGUCGACUUCCCUCCCGCCAGCAUCGGACACACUCGCGGAGGUGACGCUGAACGAGCCAGUGCCCAUCUUUGAAGCUCCGCAAGCGCCAAAGGAAAAGUGGGUAUUCGGCAUGCCGAUGGAGUCGGAAAGGAUAUUCCUUAGCGAUGCGGGGGGCCGCGGCGACGUGACGUUCUGUGGGGAGGGAGAGGAUGGGCUGGAGGCCGCCAUGAUGGACGGACUCCAGCUGGAUGUGGUCAGCGGAAGAGGAGGCGAGGAGGGCUUCUUCGAGGAGGAUGUCGAGGUGCUGGAUUUUGCGUGA
Messenger RNA from Tricharina praecox, 3324 nucleotides. RefSeq lists its product as uncharacterized. Gene Ontology annotation, molecular function: protein binding. The record is from RefSeq and is a predicted model, not a curated record. NCBI's taxonomy places the organism in Eukaryota, Fungi, Ascomycota, Pezizomycetes, Pezizales, Pyronemataceae. The transcript is spliced from 2 exons. Gene Ontology annotation, cellular component: cytoplasm. Gene Ontology annotation, biological process: autophagy; response to starvation. Bases 1 to 3324 code for a protein of 1107 amino acids.